AUGGCCAUUACUGAUCCUGACCCCCAAGUUGACCCUGGGCUCAUGGGCUCGGAAGAAUUCCAAUGCCUUCUAGACACCACCAUGUCCAAAUCUAUUUCCAAGGCCAUAUCAUCAGCCAUGGGCGCUAUGUCCUCUACCAUCUCGGACUCCAUUACACAAGCACUCAAGCAGGUCCAACCUCACACUACCCCUGCCUUUACCCAUACCCCUCCUGAAGGGACGCUACCAGGACGCAAAGCGCUAACCAAACGCAGACAUUCACAAGACCCCCCCCAUGCAG
Messenger RNA from Pelobates cultripes (western spadefoot toad), 280 nucleotides. Lineage: Eukaryota; Metazoa; Chordata; Amphibia; Anura; Pelobatidae. The record is from the annotation of a GenBank genome assembly.